This is a messenger RNA of Thalassophryne amazonica, 1694 nucleotides long. RefSeq names its product selenium binding protein 1 (gene selenbp1). NCBI's taxonomy places the organism in Eukaryota, Metazoa, Chordata, Actinopteri, Batrachoidiformes, Batrachoididae. The record is from RefSeq and is a predicted model, not a curated record. The transcript is spliced from 12 exons. Bases 81 to 1499 code for a protein of 472 amino acids. Gene Ontology annotation, molecular function: selenium binding; protein binding.
AAACUGCACUUGGUUGGGGUCAAAACACGAGCUCGAGUCGCCGCUUCUUCAGAAUCAAGACGACGUUCGAACCCGCAACCAUGACCAGCUGCUCGGGAUGUGGACCUGGAUACCGAAGCCCUCUGGAAGCCAUGAAGGGUCCUCGGGAGGAAAUCCUCUAUCUGCCCUGCAUCUACCGCAACACGGAGACCAUGAAGCCCGAUUACCUUGCCACCGUCGACGUCGACCCAGAAUCCUCCACGUUCUGCCAGGUCAUCCACCGGCUGCCGAUGCCAAACCUUCGGGAUGAGCUGCACCACUCGGGCUGGAACGCCUGCAGCAGUUGCUUCGGUGACGCCACCAAGAAGCGGAACCGGCUCAUCCUGCCGUCGCUCAUCUCCUCACGCAUCUACGUGGUCGAUGUCGGGACAGAUCCCCGCGCGCCGCGACUCCACAAGAUGGUGGAGCCUGUUGACCUGUACUGGAAGUGUGGCCUUGCCAACCCCCACACCACCCACUGUCUGGGGAGCGGUCACAUCAUGAUCAGCUGCAUUGGAGACCCGUCAGGCAAUGGCAAAGGUGGAUUUGUCCUUCUGGACGGUGAGACCUUUGAGAUCAUUGGUAACUGGGAGCACCCAGGUGAAGCUGCACCCUUUGGCUAUGACUUCUGGUACCAGCCUCGGCACAAUGUGAUGAUCAGCACCGAGUGGGGCGCGCCCAAAGCUCUGAGUGAUGGCUUUAACCCUGCCCACGUCAAAGAUGGUCUCUAUGGCCAAAGCCUCCAUGUUUGGGACUGGAAGACUCACAGGAAGCUGCAGACGUUGGAUCUGGGAGAAGAGGGAGCUGUUCCCCUGGAGAUCCGAUUUCUCCACGACCCUGAUGCCCCUGAAGGCUACGUGGGCUGUGCUCUGAAUGGAAAUGUUUUCCGAUUCUACAAAACAUCAAAGGGUGACUGGGCCGCAGAAAAAGUGAUUAGUGUUCCCAGCAAGAAAGUGGAAGGAUGGAUGCUGCCAAACAUGCCUGGUCUGAUCACAGACAUCCUGAUCUCACUGGACGAUCGUUAUCUCUACUUCAGCAACUGGCUGCACGGUGACAUCAGACAGUAUGACAUCACUGACAGGAGGAAACCCCGGCUGGUUGGCCAGGUGUUUCUUGGAGGUUGCAUUACCAGUGAUGGUCAAGUUCAAGUUGUAGAGGAUCCAGAGGACCAGCCACAGCCCGGCCCCCGCAUCGUCCAGGGGAGACGUAUCCAUGGGGGCCCUCAGAUGUUACAGCUGAGUCUAGAUGGUCGGAGACUUUAUGUGACAACAUCACUGUACAGCGGCUGGGACCGACAGUUCUAUCCAGACCAGGUCAAAGAGGGUUCAGUCAUGAUGCAGGUGGACGUGGACUCUGUGAACGGAGGUCUCACCUUAAAUGAGAAGUUCCUGGUGGACUUCGGCAAGGAACCUGAUGGUCCAGUGCUGGCCCACGAGCUGAGAUACCCCGGUGGAGACUGUACCUCUGACAUUUGGCUGUAAAGAAAAAUCUGUUUUUGAAGUCACUGAGACAAAUGAACCUGUUUGUAAUCAAAGGUGAUGGACGUCUGUCGCAACUACACAAAUCCUGAAUCAUUAGAAAACCUUUGAGCUCUUUGUCACGUUUUUGGUGUUAAUCAUUUUUUUGGUGAGUUCAUCUAUUGACCCACUGAUUGGUUCUUUGGCGCCACCUGCUGG